Molecule: messenger RNA, 975 nt
Organism: Penicillium lagena
Lineage: Eukaryota; Fungi; Ascomycota; Eurotiomycetes; Eurotiales; Aspergillaceae
Product: D-mandelate dehydrogenase-like dehydrogenase
Exons: 4
Coding region: 1-975 (324 amino acids)
Cellular component (GO): cytosol
Molecular function (GO): hydroxypyruvate reductase [NAD(P)H] activity; NAD binding; glyoxylate reductase (NADPH) activity
Source: RefSeq, a predicted model, not a curated record
AUGGCCCCCAAUGGCACUACUAGACCCAAGAUUCUGCUCCUGGGCGAUAUCGACCACGCUCUUCCCUCCUGGAAUGCACUGAGCGACCUCGGCGAGCUUGUGCGCCCAACAGCAACCAACCGCACCGAGUUCCUAGAGGAAUGCCGCGCCGGCAAACUCGACGGCGUGGUCGCCGCCUACCGGACCUUCUUCUCCAUUACUAUCACAGGACUAGUCGAUGAGGAACUGGGGCCGGAUACGACCAAGUCGACGUACACGCCUGCAGCGCGCAGCCCUCCCAUCCGAGUCUCCAACGUGCCCACAGCAGUCGACGACGCCACCGCGGACGUAAACAUGUUCCUCAUAAUCGGCGCACUGCGCAAUUUCAACACGGGCAUGCAAGCCCUGCGUGAGGGCAAAUGGCGCGGCCAGCCUGCGCCGCCGCUCGGUCAUGACCCGCAGGGCAAGGUGCUGGGUAUCCUGGGGAUGGGCGGGAUUGGUCGCAACUUGAAAAAGAAGGCUGAGGCGUUUGGGAUGAGGGUUGUUUAUCAUAAUCGUCGGAAGCUGAGUGAGGAGCUUGCUGCUGGGGCAAAGUAUGUUUCUUUUGAGGAGUUGUUGGAGGGUAGUGAUGUGAUUAGUUUGAAUCUGCCGUUGAAUAAACACACCCGCCACAUCAUCAGCAAGGCCGAAUUCGCCAAAAUGAAGGAUGGCGUGGUGGUCGUGAACACUGCGCGCGGGGCAGUCAUUGAUGAAGCGGCGCUGGUCGAUGCCCUGGAUAGCGGCAAGGUGUUCUCGGCUGGGUUGGAUGUCUUCGAGGACGAGCCCAAUGUUCACCCGGGCCUGAUGAGCAACCCGAAUGUCAUCCUGGUACCGCAUAUGGGCACCUGGACGAAGGAGACCAUGACGGCGAUGGAGGAGUGGGCGAUUGAGAAUAUCCGUCAGGCGCUGGAGACGGGGACGAUGAAAAGCCCUGUGCCUGAGCAGGCAGAUCUGUAG